Triticum dicoccoides is the source of this 1001-nucleotide messenger RNA. RefSeq names its product early nodulin-like protein 1. The record is from RefSeq and is a predicted model, not a curated record. The transcript has 2 exons. Gene Ontology annotation, cellular component: plasma membrane. Gene Ontology annotation, molecular function: electron transfer activity. Lineage: Eukaryota; Viridiplantae; Streptophyta; Magnoliopsida; Poales; Poaceae. Bases 87 to 704 code for a protein of 205 amino acids.
ACAGCGAAUCGCCCGCCCGCUGCACAACACUACCAGAGAGAAGAGGCGGUACUGCAUCCAGCGACGCUCGACAGAGCAAGCAAGCCAUGGCCGGCGUCCUGCUCUCGGCCGCCGUUGCCUGCGUCCUUCUCGCCGGCGCCGUGACCGCGUCGUCGUCGUCGUCGCCGCGUGUGUUCACCGUCGGCGGCGAAGAGAGGGGCUGGAGGCAGCCGGCGCCCGGCGAGGAGACCUACAACCACUGGGCCACCAAGAACCGCUUCCACGUCGGCGAUUUCCUCCGUAAGUACGAGAAGAACGACUCGGUGCUGGUGGUGACGCGCGACGACUACAAGCGCUGCGGCGCGGACAGGCCGGUGUUCCGCCUCGAGGGCGGCGAGGCGAGGUUCCGGCUCGAGCGGAGCGGCUUCCUCUACUUCAUCAGCGGCGCGCCGGGCCACUGCGGCGCCGGCCAGAGGUUCACCGUGCGCGUCAUGUCGCAGAGGGACAGCGGCAGCGCCUCCCCGACGGAGGCCCCCGCCAUGUCUCCCGGCGGGUCCUUCAACUCCACGCCGGGGUCCGGAUCAGGUUCCACGCGCAUGCCGCCACGCGGGAACGCCGGCGACGGGAAGAUCAGUGGCGCCGCGCCCAUGCGCGCGCCCUUCGGUGACUAUCACGCCGUUGGCACCGCUCUGGGAGUGGGUGCCGCCGUGCUGGUCUUUGCAUGAGAUGCUCGUUGCGCUGCAUGCAUUGUGCGUGUGCAAGCUGUUAGUCUCUUUCCAAGGUCGUGGACAGUCUAGAAUCAUUUGCUUAACUUGUUUGAUUUGUUGUGCCCUCUGGGUGGUAGGCUGGUAGCAUGUUGUGUUAAUUAGCUAUUACAUAGUUUGGUCGUGAUUUGUUAACUUCUUGCGAACGAAUUGCGAAAUUCUUGGUUAUUUAAAUUAGUUUGUUAUUAUAACUUGAUUAUGUACUUCACAUGUUUUGGUGCCACCAAGAGAUUGCAAUGACGAAACUCUUAAUUUUCU